Aethina tumida (small hive beetle) is the source of this 3020-nucleotide messenger RNA. It is a transcript of the gene Chsy, whose product is annotated as chondroitin sulfate synthase 1. NCBI's taxonomy places the organism in Eukaryota, Metazoa, Arthropoda, Insecta, Coleoptera, Nitidulidae. Gene Ontology annotation, molecular function: glucuronosyl-N-acetylgalactosaminyl-proteoglycan 4-beta-N-acetylgalactosaminyltransferase activity. The record is from RefSeq and is a predicted model, not a curated record. Gene Ontology annotation, cellular component: Golgi cisterna membrane. The coding region runs from base 308 to 2665 and encodes 785 amino acids. The transcript has 6 exons.
GCCGACGACCGGCAGAACGGGCCAACACCACGAGUCCGUCAGUACUAUGGGGCCACCGACCGAGCGUGGACCAUCGGUGCUCGUCACACCAUCGCUGUGCUAAAUACGAACUCUCGGGGUCAAGGAUGAUUUGAAGAUUUUCGCUACACCAUCGGUUUCAAGUCUCUAUGAACGCAAAUUGUACGCAUUAUUUGAUAAUCUACUGAUAAGGCUCAGUUAAUUUAUAUCCUCGAUUAGUGAGUCGCGGUUGUCCAUGAUGAUGAGCAGAUCGCAGUGAUGAUGAGACUUGGGUCCAAUCUUCGGAAUAAUGGCAAGAAGAAAAAAACUGAUGAAGCUCAUCCUCGGCCUCUUGAUGGGUUUUAUCUUCACGCAGAUGUUCACGAUCAGUAACAUGGCGAUGCAGGAUAUGUGCAUGUCCGGAAGUCGAAUGUCGCCGAUGGACCUCAUCAACGUCGAAAACGCCCGUGCCCAAAACAAGAACCUGCUCUUCGUGGGAAUAAUGACGGCAUCCAGAUACCUGGACACUCGCGCGAAGGCCGUGUACAACACCUGGGGUAGAGAAGUGCCGGGAAAGGUGAUGUUUUUCAGUUCGGAAUACUCGAUCAGUGAACACGUGCCCCUGGUGCCGCUUCCGGGCGUCGACGACACCUACCCACCACAAAAGAAAUCCUUCAUGAUGCUGAAGCACAUGUACGACAAUUACAUAGAUAAGUACGAGUGGUUUUUGCGGGCGGACGACGACGUUUACAUACGGACCGACCGUCUCGAGGAUCUUCUGCGUUCGGUGGACAGUUCGAAGCCGUGGUUUAUCGGACAAACGGGUCGCGGGAACCACGAGGAGUUCGGGCUGUUGUCCUUAGACAGUGACGAGAACUUUUGUAUGGGUGGAACCGGUGUGAUUUUCAGUCGGGAGACUCUGAAACGGAUGGCGCCGUACGUGGAGCAGUGUCUUCGGCAGCUCUACACGACACACGAAGACGUCGAGCUGGGAAGAUGUGUCAGACGUUUCGCCGGGAUUUCCUGCACGUGGUCCUACGAGAUGCAGACGAUCUUCUACAACAACCGGAGCGGCCCGGACGCCUUUACGGGCGAUUUGAAACAGAAGGAAGUUCAUAGAGCCAUCACGUUACAUCCUGUCAAACAUCCCAAGCACAUGCACAGGCUCCACAAGUAUGUCAAGGGAUUAAAAAUACAAGCGAACCUCCAAAAAAGCAUAGAAUUGCACAGGGACAUUGCAGUAUCUAUGCGAGAGCUCGGAUACCAAAAAGAUAGACUGGACACUGCCAUUUUAGUGAGAGAUUUACCGUUAUAUCCAGCCAAACGAGGAUCUGACAACUACCUUGGCGAUACUAAAAUAUUAGGAACGCCAAUAACAAUAAAUCGUUACACACCACACGAUCUCCAGAAUGUUUUAGAAUGGGAAUUAAUAUCAAAAGCUCUCUAUUCGCACAGAGAUUUGAGUCCGAAAAAAAGAAUUGGAUCGUCCAUGAAGGAAGGACUGAAUGACGUUACCAGAGAGAUAAUGGAUAUUGUGAAUUCAUACUCCAAACAACGAGGGAGAGUAAUCGAAUUUAAAGAAAUACUGUAUGGAUAUUGGAGGCUGGAUCCAACUCAUGGAGUUGACUUAAUACUCGAUUUAUUGCUCGUGUAUAAAAAAUACCGAGGACACAAAAUGACUGUUCAAGUGAGACGACACGCAUAUGUCCAACAAACAUUCUCAGAAAUAGCAAUUAGGGAAGUUUUACCGGAUCCAGUUGCUGAAUACGAAGAUCCCAAUUCAGUGCCGGUACACAAGAAAUUGGUCCAAGAUUUGUUCUCGAAAAUUAGCAAGAAUCUUCCUCCAAUUUUCAACUUCAUGAAUGAAACCAACAAAUCCGUAAUCAACUUCGUAAUGCCAUUAAAAGGUCGAUAUGCCACAUUUCGUAGAUUCAUUACCAUGUACUCCGAUGUUGUCUUAAAAGAAAAAGAGUUGGCCAAAUUGCAUAUUAUAUUGUACGAAGAUCCCGAAAUUCCUAGUGAUUAUAUUCGAAGUAAAUAUUUAAUAGAAAAAAUCAGAAGACAAUUUACUUAUAGAAGUAUAAACUUGAUAAUGCCAGAAGAAAGUUUUUCAAGAGGAAAGGCACUACAACAUGGCGUGGAUGCACUAGAAAAGGACGAUUUAAUGGUGUUCAUAGACGUAGACAUGAUAUUUGAUAAAUCAUACUUGGAUAGAGUUCGAUGGAACACCGUUAAAAACAAAUCUGUUUAUUAUCCGAUCGUGUACAGUUUAUAUGAUCCUGGACUGCUCAAUAAAUCGUACACGAACGCAGAAUUCUCGCUAUUUAAACGCGACAUGAUCGAUGACGUCAAUGGAUAUUGGAGAUUUUUCGGUUUUGGUAUAGUGAGUUUGUAUAAAAGUGACUAUUUAAAUUUAGGUGGCUUUAAUUUACAUCUGAAUGGGUGGGGUUACGAGGAUGUUAACUUUUUUGACAACACAAUUAAGUCAAAUUUGAGAAUAGUGAGAGCAGUGGAUCCUGCACUAAUACACGUGUUUCACGCAAAAAACUGCAAAGAUGCUGUGGACAGUGAUCAAAAGCUAAUGUGUUUGGGCACUAAGGCCAAUUCAUUGGGUUCUACAAAAACUCUCCAACAUGUUUUUAUGAAGUAUAGAAAAUAUUUUAGGUAACAUUUAGAUGGACACUAAAAUUUGUCUGUGAUUUACCGUGAAAUAAAUUAUUGUCAUUUGCUAUAUAUUUUUAUAUUAUGCCAAUUGUUAUAGUUGUAUAUUACACAUCAUAUUAUUGUAAACAACAUAACAAUUGACCUAUUUAUUUUUGUAUGUUUAGGUAUUUUUGUAUAUUGACACUUAUGUAGAGUUCCUCUAGGUUAAGAUAUUUUUAAAUAAUUAAGAAAGACGUCUCCUAUCACACGCUCAUUAUGUUGGAAUUUAUUAUGUAAAGAAUGUGUCAUUGUGGCACUAACAGACUAAACUGCCAUAAAACAAUGCAGAUGCAAACUGCAAAAUGUAAAUAAAUGUUAUG